Messenger RNA from Sabethes cyaneus, 1496 nucleotides. RefSeq names its product zinc finger protein 226-like. Gene Ontology annotation, molecular function: RNA polymerase II cis-regulatory region sequence-specific DNA binding; DNA-binding transcription factor activity, RNA polymerase II-specific. NCBI's taxonomy places the organism in Eukaryota, Metazoa, Arthropoda, Insecta, Diptera, Culicidae. Gene Ontology annotation, biological process: regulation of transcription by RNA polymerase II. The coding region runs from base 162 to 1496 and encodes 444 amino acids. The transcript has 4 exons. The record is from RefSeq and is a predicted model, not a curated record.
UGCCACAUCGAAAAGGAAAAGCAUUUCUGUGAAUAUAAUUAUAGUUCUUUAAUUGAAACGAAAAAAGCCAAUCCGUGUAAAACAAAAGUUUCUUUUGUUUUAAGUGAGUUGUGUUCUAGCUACCUACCUGCCUAUCGUAAAAGUGUCACAAUACAAUAGUGAUGGAUGCCCCUGGCCCCGAAGUGAAUUCGAUAAAAACGGAAGAAUCAGCGGAAAUCAAAGUGGAAGAAGCUUCAUUCUCCGGAAGCCAUGAAGGGGAAGCUGAUUUAGCGACCGGUGAAACCGAAGAGUGCUUCGAUGAGCUGAGCGACAUGGCCGCCGCUUUGCCACCCGGUGCCGGUGACAUAAAGCCAGAACCUACUUCGGAACUGGAUACCAGUGACGGUGAUACCGGUGCCUGCGGUGUGGAGAUUCCUACGGACGAUGGAGAACAGCAUGCAGCCUCCAGUUCGAGCGGCGUAGACCCCGGCCUAUUGGACAGAAACCAUGCCACUGAUCAGCGGCGAAAGCACGCGUGCGGCAUUUGCGACAAAAAACUCACCAAAAAACAUUUACUCGUGGCUCACAUGAGAAUGCACACCGGUGAACGUCCCUUUGUGUGUGAUAUAUGCGGUAGGAAUUUUGCCAGAAGUAGCACCCUACGGGUGCAUAAAGUAACAAUCCACAAGCUGGAAGAUGUCUUCGAGCUGGAAGAAGACGAUCACAGACAUAUUCUUACGUCCGUUUUGGAAACUAACGGUCCUGCUGCUGGUCAGGAGGAGCGGAAGCACGCCUGUGCUGUCUGCGACAGGCGAUUCACGCUGAAACUUUCCCUCAUCAGGCACGAGCGAAAGCACACCGGUGAACGGCGGUUCAAAUGUGACAUAUGCGGCUUAACCAUUAGCUCAACCAGCAAUCUUAACGCCCAUAAAUCGAUAGUACACGGCAAGGAUCGCCCGUACCGGUGCGAGAUUUGCGGCCAAGGUUUCCUGUUCCGGUGUCGCCUGGUGCGCCAUAUGAACUUUCACAGCAACGAGCGACCGUACAAGUGCGACAUCUGCGUUCUGGCGUACAAGUCGGUCGGCAAUCUGCGAACGCACAUGAAGCUGCACACGUCGGUCGAAUCGAGCCCGUUCCGGUGCGACCGGUGUGGGGCACGCGCCGGCGACGUAUUUGAGAUAAACCGUGCUGAAGACUACCAGCAGAAGCACACUUGCGAGAAAUGCGGUAAAACUGCAAGCUCUAGCGCACAUCUUAAAAGACAUACAUGUGGAAAACCUCACAAAUGUGUAGAGUGCGAUCGGCGUUUUACAAAUGUUGAAAUCAAACACGUGGUUCACUUCAUUGAACAGCCGACAACACAAAUGCAAAGGAUUAUUCUGGCCGUAUUGAGUGCGAUGAGCCGGGGUCCAGAGGAGAACUCGAUUUCGGAGAAUCCGACGGGGUACAUUCAAGUUAAUUUCUUCCAACAGGUUACUGCAGUCAAUUAUUCCCAUCAACAGGUCAAAGAUUAUUAG